AAAAUUGUGGCCCGUCCACCGUGUCUCCGAGCUGCCCUGGGGGGAUGGAUGGAGGCAGCGGGAGGUGAGCGAGGGGCAGGCAGUCCCAGCUCAGCAGGUGGGGGGCACUUGUCACAGGCAGGAAGAGACCUGGAUCCCGCACCGGCUGGCAAGCUACAGCAGAGAAACGAGCCCUUUGGCCGAGGAGAAUCAGGAAGGGAAAUGGCUGCAGACGGCUCUGUUCAGGCCCUGGUCACGUUUGACGACGUCGCUGUCUAUUUCUGCAAGGAGGAGUGGGCGGAGCUAGCGGAGUGGCAGAAGGAGCUGUACAGAGACGUGAUGAGGGACAACUAUGAGACUUUGAUCUCCCUGGUGCCAGGUCCUGCAGCUACCAAACCUGCCCUGAUCUGGCUGAUAGAACAAGGGGAGGAGCCAUGUGCCUGGACUUGCCAGGACUCGGGGGAAGGAGGCAGUGCGAGGUACAUUUCCUCAGCCGAUGAGCUCAUCUCAAGGAAUAACGACGAGGAGUCUCCAGAGAUGUUGGGUGAGCACGGGACCUCGCCACGAGGUGCCAGAGCAAGUGCUUUCCCAGGCUGCGGUGGGGGUGUGGGCGAGGGGCAGCCUGGGUCAGAAGGACAGCAGGGGAAGCCAGCAGGAAAUGGAGCGAAUCAGUGUGGCAGAGGAUUCAGUGAAGUGGAAGAUGCCGCUGCCUGCCCAAGAACCUCCCCAGAGCAGAGGUUGCACUGCUGCAUGGAAUACAAUGAAUGCUUUCCUCACCCGUCGCAUGUAACCUCUCACUCCAGAGCCCAUGCUGGGGAGAGACCCCAUAAGUGCCCCACCUGCGAGAAGGAAUUCAGCCGGCGUGCACACCUUAUUCAGCAUCAGCAGGUGCACACGAGGGAGAAACCCUACAGCUGCCCCGAGUGCGGGAGGGGCUUCAGCCGCAGCUCUAAGCUUAUGGAGCACCAGAGACUCCACACAGGGGAGAGACCCUAUGAAUGUCCCGAGUGCCAGAAAAGCUUCAGCCAGAGCUCCAGGCUGAUCAAACACCAGAGAAUCCACACAGGGGAGAGGCCCUUCCAGUGCCCCAGGUGCGAGAAGAGCUUUGCAGAGAGCACGAGCAUGCUGCAGCAUUACAGAGUCCACACGGGGGAGAGGCCCUACACGUGCAGCUACUGCCAGCAGAGCUUCAGCCGAGGCUCGCGGCUGGCGGAGCACCAGAGGGUCCACACUGGGAAAAAGCCCCAUCGGUGCGGCGAGUGCGGGAAGAGCUUCGGGAACCGCUCAACCCUCACCACCCACUACAGGACCCACACGAGCGAGAGGCCUUUCACAUGCGGUGAGUGCGGCAAGAGCUUCAAGCAGGGCUCGGCGCUGAUCGCGCAUCGGAGGAGCCACACCGGAGAGAGGCCCUUUACAUGCACAGAGUGUGGGAAAAGCUUCGCUCUGAGCUCACACCUGAUCAAACACCAGAGGAUCCACACAGGGGAGCGACCCUUCCAGUGCCCCGAGUGCGAGAGGAGCUUCGUGCGGAACUCACACCUCACCGAGCAUCGCCGGAUCCACACCGGGGAGAGACCCUACCAGUGUCCUGAAUGCAAGAGGAGCUUCCGCCGCAGCUCCCGGCUUGUUGAGCACCAGAGGAUCCACACGGGAGAGAGACCCUACAAAUGUCCCCAGUGCGAGAAGCGCUUCAGCCGCAGCUCGGCCCUCAGCGAUCACCGCCUCCGAGUCCACACGGAAGAGGACGCUGCCGAGGAGGACAGCCCCUCCGAUCAGCCGAACGCCCCCGGAAGGGAAAGACGCUACCAGUGCGGCGAAUGCGAGAAGAGCUUCUUUCGGAGAUCCCGUUUUGUUGAACACCGCAGAGUCCACACAGGAGAGAGGCCCUUUAAGUGUCCCGAGUGCAAGAGAGGCUUCCGCUCCAGCACCACCCUUACCAAACACUCCAGAAUCCAUACAGGGGAAAAGCCUUACAAGUGUUCUGCAUGUGAGAAAUGCUUUGUCCACUGCUCCAAGCUGAUGGCGCAUCAGAGGAGCCAUACCGCAGAGAAACCCUUUAAAUGCAACGAGUGCGAGAAAAGCUUCACUCAGAAGUCGGGCCUCAUAGAUCAUCAAAGGAUCCACACGGGAGAAAAACCCUAUCGAUGUUCCACCUGUGAGAAAAGCUUCAGCAGGAGCUCGACACUCAUUCAGCAUCAGAAAAUCCACAUGACAGACAAACCCUAUAAGUGCCCGGAGUGCGAGAGAGGCUUUAGACGACACGCACAUCUCAGAGAACACCAGAAAACCCAUGCACCAUAGGAACUGGCUGCAUUUAACACACAGAGCUAGCCAUUGAAGGCAGAUGUGUUCCUGUGACCUCUGGAAAGGCAGCGUUCGGGAAGUGCCAUCUGCAGUGUUUCCAGAGCUUGGGAGACUUGUUUCACGAAGAAAAGGAAAUAAUUGUAUUUUGGGACAGUUGGGAACGAACAAGGAAAUUCCGUGCAAAUAACUAGUGCUCCUGGAAUGUUGAGGUUGAGAAAAUAAGCUGUCCGAAGCCAGGCAAUGCAGAGUUAAGUGCGGCCUCCUGUGCUUAUCCCUUUACAAACAGGAUUUCUCUUGAUUAUAAAAAGAUUUGCCAAUUAAUGUAACAGAUACAAACAAGAAUUUCUUAUGCAGCCCUACAGACAAUAUAUCACAGUAUAGCAUAGCUGAGGCAACGGGGUUGGCUUGAUUUUUUUUUUUUUAAAGUCUCAGUGAGAUCUGCAAGACAAGUGAAGUUUAAUGUUCAGUAACUACACAGUAGCAAAUAUUGUAAAUUGACUGGCACAGAGUGUGAAGUGACCAGGUGUUCGAGGUGGCAGGGGCAUGAGAAUGAAGCCCUUACUCCCACUGUGGUGAAAUUCACUUCUCUGCAAAAAGUCAGCAUCAUGUACUCCCUACCAGGGCUUAAGUGGUACAUAAGCCAGGCACAGGCCUUCUGUAUGAGAUGAAUUUCACCAGCUGAAGACCCCUGACUCGUGUGAGUAGUAUGCCAAUGUGAAUGUUCGCACAAUUGGUUCCCGUAACAGGGCGGCAGUUCACUUCUAUCGGAACCCUGCAAAACACCAGGUGAGUGCGUCCGGCUGACUCAUUGUGGUGCUGCCUGUCUCGUUAAUUUCCACCAAUGAUCUGGAAACCUGGGUACAGGGAAUGAGAGUCUGGGAUGCAGGAGGUUCUGCCGGGAUUCCGCAGGCUUGAGGAAAAAGCUCACACUGAGGUUAUGUUUUAUUGUUGCAGCUACUUGUUAAAAAAAAAAUUGCCAAACGUUUUUGGAUGGGAGAUAACUCAAUUUGGAAACAGAGUUUCAGGGGAAAUUUGUUUUUCUUCCCUAAGUUUCUUUCUACACCGGAAACACGUCUCUCUGCAGCCACCAGGACUAGAAACUUUUUUUUUAAAAAGUGAUAACUGAGAACCUCGGUUUAUAACCUGAUUCCAGCCAUUGGGCUUUAGGAAAGGGACCAAAUAUUACAAGGCUUACAGUCUGGCAACACUGCUAGUCUAAGCUAAGGGUGUUCAAAACAUUUCCAGCAAGACUUUUUUCCCCUCUCCCCAUAAGGAGAAUUUUCAUUUAGUUGAAAACCCAAAGAGUUCGCUUUCCUUGAGCAUUUUUUUAAACUAGAAAACCUUCAGUUUUUGGAAGCUUUCAGCCAAAAAAUACACAGUUUUUGACAAAGUCUAAAUUUUCUGGGGCAAAGUUACAUAAAAGCGAAAAAAAUUAUCAAUUUUUCAUGGCAAAAAUCCCCUGAACGAGCGACCCACUGCCUGGUGCGUGCCCUGACGCCUGAGCAUGCAAAUCAGUUUCUUCUUCUCACUGCCCCUGUCAGCAGCCUUCUGGACGCCCAGUGGUUCCCCGCUUCCCACAAGUCAGCCCUCCAGCUAGUUCACCCUUUCAGGUACCAAAUCACAAGUCAAAACCACAGUCUCAGUAUCUGUGGGCCCCCAGGCCUUCCCCUGGGAUUCUGAAAACACAGACAAAUCUAAGUGUUACCCAGUGUUUCCAGCCCCAGCGCACUCACCACCUCAGUCCAUUCCAGUCCCUCAGUCCUCGCUACACCCUCUUUUGGGGCCACCACACCAAGCGUCUUCAUCUCCUGCAGCCUCUGUUUACUUCUGGCCCAGUUUUUCUACCUCCUGCAACCAUCCUCAGCCACUUUGGCCUC
This is a messenger RNA of Mauremys mutica (yellowpond turtle), 4163 nucleotides long. RefSeq names its product zinc finger protein 345-like. Gene Ontology annotation, biological process: regulation of transcription by RNA polymerase II. NCBI's taxonomy places the organism in Eukaryota, Metazoa, Chordata, Testudines, Geoemydidae. Gene Ontology annotation, molecular function: RNA polymerase II cis-regulatory region sequence-specific DNA binding; DNA-binding transcription factor activity. The transcript has 5 exons. The record is from RefSeq and is a predicted model, not a curated record. The coding region runs from base 49 to 2283 and encodes 744 amino acids.